AUGACCACGUCCCUCCCGGUGCGGCGAACCGUCGCGAUCCUUCCCGCCAUGUGCACUCGCGGCCGUCGAAGCUACUCGCAAGCCGUCCACACGAACAGAUCGACGGCGUCGAGGCCGAUCUCUGGGGCCGUCGCCCGUGUCGACAACGACCGCCCGACCAACCUCGUCGAAUACACCCUGACAACGCUCGACCGUCUGGCCGUCUGGAUCCGCAACGGGUCCAUGUGGCCGUUGACGUUUGCGCUCGCCUGCUGCGGCGUCGAAAUGAUGCAUGUCUCCAUGCCGCGCUACGACCAGGACCGCCUCGGCAUUAUUUUCCGGGCGUCGCCGCGGCAGGCGGACGUGAUGAUUGUGGCGGGCACGCUGACCAACAAGAUGGCGCCGGCGCUGCGGCAGUGCUACGACCAGAUGCCGGACCCGAAGUGGGUGAUUAGCAUGGGCAGCUGCGCCAACGGCGGCGGCUAUUAUCACUACAGCUACAGUGUGGUGCGGGGCGCGGACCGCAUUGUGCCCGUGGACAUUUAUGUGCCGGGGUGUCCGCCGACGGCCGAGGCAUUGAUGUACGGCAUCUUGUUGCUGCAGGCCAAGAACCGGCGGACCAGGGCGACACGGAUGUGGUAUAGGAAGUAG
This is a messenger RNA of Sporothrix brasiliensis 5110, 630 nucleotides long. Its product is annotated as NADH dehydrogenase (ubiquinone) Fe-S protein 7. The transcript has a single exon. The coding region runs from base 1 to 630 and encodes 209 amino acids. NCBI's taxonomy places the organism in Eukaryota, Fungi, Ascomycota, Sordariomycetes, Ophiostomatales, Ophiostomataceae. The record is from RefSeq and is a predicted model, not a curated record. Gene Ontology annotation, biological process: electron transport coupled proton transport; mitochondrial respiratory chain complex I assembly; aerobic respiration. Gene Ontology annotation, molecular function: quinone binding; NADH dehydrogenase (ubiquinone) activity; 4 iron, 4 sulfur cluster binding.